Pseudomassariella vexata is the source of this 1896-nucleotide messenger RNA. Its product is annotated as FAD binding domain-containing protein. The transcript has 4 exons. The record is from RefSeq and is a predicted model, not a curated record. Gene Ontology annotation, molecular function: FAD binding. The coding region runs from base 1 to 1896 and encodes 631 amino acids. NCBI's taxonomy places the organism in Eukaryota, Fungi, Ascomycota, Sordariomycetes, Amphisphaeriales, Pseudomassariaceae.
AUGGCUUCCAGCGCAGCAGCAGACGAUACAGUGGGAGUCGAUGGCAGUACCAACGGUCACGAGGACGUCAUCGAUGUUUGCAUCGUUGGUGCCGGCCCAGCUGGCCUGAUGCUCGCAGUCCUGUUGAGUCGAUAUGGUAUCAACAUAGAUGUUUUGGACGAGCGCCCCAGUCAGACUUCAGCAGGUCGUGCUGAUGGUCUGCAACCAAAGUCCAUCGAAACCCUACGGAUGUUGCAACUAGCCGACCCCCUAUUGCAAAAAGGGGUUCGCAUACACGGUAUCUGCUUCUGGAAAUCAACCAAGGUUGACUCUUUGAAGCGCAUAGGUCGCGAGGUUCAUUAUUCUGCCGACGUGGUAGAUCUCCAGGAUGACUUCAUACUCCUGGUACAUCAGGGCAUGGUUGAGGACGUGUUCCUCGACGACUUGUGGAAACGUGGUAUAAAUGUCAAAAGAAGGCACCAUUUCGAGUCGUUCAACAUGAAGAACACGGAUGACCCCAUGGUAGUUCACUACUCAGUUGGUAAUGAUGGAGAAAAGGGGUCGAGAUUGACCCGAUAUGUCGUUGGAUGCGAUGGCGCGCGUUCAAAAGUGCGAGGCUGCAUUCCAGACACUCACUCGGUAGGGAAGUCCCAUGAGUCGGUCUGGGGCGUUCUGGACGGCGAGCUCGUGACGGACUUUCCAGAUAUAUGGUGCAAGUCCGUUGUCUACAGUGAGGAGCAUGGUUCGAUCCUCAUUAUUCCGCGAGAGCGGAACAUGACACGAUUUUAUAUCGAGAUCAAAGUCGGGAAUGAGACAGGAGAGCUUCGUGAACUAGGGCAAGAGUUUGUGAUGCAACGAGCCAAGCAUAUUCUUGCCCCGUAUUCCGUCGAAUGGCGCACUGUCGAGUGGUUCGGUAACUACCAAGUCGGCCAACGAGUAGCUGCUCGAUUCUGCGAUCCCCUCCAAAGAGCGUUCAUCGCAGGAGACGCGAGUCACACACAUUCUCCUAAGGCAGCCCAGGGUAUGAACACAAGUAUGCACGAUAGCUGGAAUUUGGCGUGGAAGUUGAACUUCGCUCUUAGGGGCUUAGCUAAGCCUAUUCUCCUGGAAUCAUACGAGCUCGAACGCCGUAAGAUUGCCCACGAUCUCAUCAACUUCGACUACGAACAUGCGAAUCAGAUUGCCGGAGGUGAUGCGAAAGCUCUAGCUGAGAACUUCCGCACAAAUGUGCGAUUUAUUUCCGGGGUUGGAGUUGAAUAUGACCAGAACGUGCUUAACCACCCUGUGAUAGCAAGGAGAGGUACACUGAUGGAAGGAUGUUUGGUCCCUCCGGCCAAAGUCACUCGCUACAUCGACGCGAAUCCCGUUGACAUACAACUUGCUAUUCCGAUGCUAGGCCAGUUCAGGAUUUAUCUGUUCGUGUCAGAUGUAAUUGAGAGCAAAAGUUUCCUGGAGUCGUGUUGCGCGACAAUUUCGAAGGAACAUUCUUUUAUCAGCCGUCUUAGUGUGGCAGCGGCUGCAAGCUACAAGAGAUCCCCGCGUCGUUCAGCCCCCGACGAUAUCUAUUUGCAGACUCAUCGGUAUACGUCUGUGAGCGAGCUGAUGACGUUCUCACUUGUCACGACGAUGGAAAAGUCCAGAGUCGAGAUAAAGGAUCUACCUCAACUGCUUGCUCAGAGCGCUUGGACAUUCUAUCUUGACGACGUUCCGCACUUGGACACACGUAAAAUGACAUGCACUUCGAAAUGGGUUGGUGGACUAACGCCAGGCGAGGUAGCAAUAGUGAACGUUCGACCUGAUGGGUACGUGGGCUCCAUUGGAAGAUUUAACUCGCUCGAUGAAGGGGCUGGCGAUGAUGCUGCGAAAUGGCUUAAUGUUUAUUACGAAGGCUUCCUGCAAGUGCCGAAUGGUAUAUAA